Lates calcarifer (barramundi perch) is the source of this 1388-nucleotide messenger RNA. It is a transcript of the gene ptger1c, whose product is annotated as prostaglandin E receptor 1c (subtype EP1). Lineage: Eukaryota; Metazoa; Chordata; Actinopteri; Centropomidae. Bases 177 to 1334 code for a protein of 385 amino acids. Gene Ontology annotation, cellular component: plasma membrane. The record is from RefSeq and is a predicted model, not a curated record. The transcript has 3 exons. Gene Ontology annotation, biological process: positive regulation of cytosolic calcium ion concentration; inflammatory response; adenylate cyclase-activating G protein-coupled receptor signaling pathway. Gene Ontology annotation, molecular function: thromboxane receptor activity; prostaglandin E receptor activity.
AAAAACUGCCAGAGAGGAGUGGGAAAAGGAGGAGAACGAGAGUACGUGAUUGUGGACAAUAGUUAUAGGUGAAUGUGGCAAAUCAGGCAACUCUGCAGACAAGAGAUACAGUCAUCCUUUCUCAUCUAUUCUGAGCUAUUCCAAACAAUCCUGUGUCCAUCUGGAGACAUCCAAGGAUGGCAUUUAGGGUGAAGACACCGUCUGUACUCAUUACUUUAUUUUCUACCUCUUCUACGCCAUCCAUCCUCCACCAGAACAUGAAGAUCAACUCCUCUGAAAGUCCCUGGCUGAACAGCAGCACCUCGCCAGUCAUCAGACCCUCAGGCAUUGGAAUGUCCUGCUUCACUAUGACUUUUGGGGCCAUCUCCAACCUCACCGCUCUGGGUAUCCUGGCUAAGUCCCGUGUCCGGUUCCGCCGCCAAUCCAAAGCACCAUUCCUGCUAUUAACAGUGGCUUUGCUAUUGGCUGACCUGGGAGGUCAUGUGAUCCUAGGUGCCUUUGCUAUAUAUUUGCACAUGGAUCAGAGGUAUAAAAUGCAGGUCGAGAAGCCCACUACAUUUUGUCAAGUCUUUGGGGCAAGUAUGGUGUUUUUUGGCUUAUGCCCUUUGCUAUUAGGCUGUGCAAUGGCUAUUGAGCGCUUCGUGGCCAUCACCCAGCCCUUCUUCCAUACCGCUAUGAUUACAGUGACUCAUGCACGGCGAGUUGUGUUAUUUCUGUCCUCUCUUGCACUCAUGCUGGCAGUUCUACCUUUAUUUGCUGUGGGGACUUAUACUAUCCAGUUUCCCGGCACAUGGUGUUUCUUGCCUAUCUAUGGUCCACAGUCUAAAGCUAACACCAAUCUGGCUCUGGCCUUCUCAUGUCUGGGCCUCAUUGCACUCACUCUUUCUCUGCUCUGCAACAUCCUGAGUGGUCUGGCAUUGCUUCAGGCCAGAAUAAGGCCCCACAAUGCUAAUACCAAAUCAACAGCCCGCUGCAUCCGUCGACUAUCUUCUGCAUCAACUUCCUCCUUGUUUUGUUCGUUGGAUGUGGAGAUGAUGGCGCAACUGGCAGUGAUCACUGUGGUUUCCUGUGUGUGCUGGAGUCCCUUCCUUAUCCACAUUCUUGUGACGCAGUUAAACCAAAGCUCCAGAGCCUCAACACAAGAGCAAGAUGGGUUCAUUCUUCUGGGUUUACGUAUGGCCUCCUGGAAUCAGAUCUUGGACCCAUGGGUUUACAUCUUACUGAGGAAAGCUGUGCUCUCCAGAGUUUGCUGUGCUUGUUACACACAGAGACCCAGAGAGAGAACAAAUAGCUUCUGUGCAGACAGCCACAGGCAGACCUUCAGUCUUCAGUGACUAUGUUACACUUGGACUCUUUAGACUUUUUUGGAAAUAAAUAAUUUAAUUGUG